Octopus bimaculoides (California two-spot octopus) is the source of this 1033-nucleotide messenger RNA. RefSeq lists its product as uncharacterized. Lineage: Eukaryota; Metazoa; Mollusca; Cephalopoda; Octopoda; Octopodidae. The record is from RefSeq and is a predicted model, not a curated record.
GAGAUUGAAAUAUUCUCAUGAAAAUAAUCAAGAAAUUUGUUUUUGUUUAUUUACGGAGAAUUGAAAAGUUGUUUAUAAACUUAUUUUACAGCUCCAGCAUUAGGAAGCAUACCAUUAAUAAUAACCAGGAUGGAAGUUAAAGUGAAGCAAAGAACUCCAGAAUGGUUUGAAGCUCGUAAAAAAGUAACCCUGACAGCUUCUAAAUUUGGUGAAGCACUUGGUCUUGGCAGAGGCAAGCCCUAUGAUUUUUUUGUCUCCCUAAUAGUUGACAGUGAGCAUUACCAAGAAGAAAAUGAACAAACUCGAAAUAUGAGUCAUGGAAUUAAAAUGGAAAAAAUCAUUGGAGAAGCUUACGAACUAUUAACUGGCUGUAAAACAAAUGAGACUGGAUUUUGGGUUCCACAAGAGAGUGACUUGUUAGCUGGUUAUGUUGGGGCUUCCCCUGAUGCUUUGGUUUGUGAAGGAAGUGGGUUGAACUGGACUAUUGGACUUGCUGAAUUCAAAGCCCCCAUCUAUAAACUGUACUCUGGAGAUAAUCUCAUCCAUGGCAUUCCACGAGCAUAUAUGGCCCAGAUUCAAGGACAAAUGGCAAUCUGUCGAAUGCAAUGGUGUGACUUUGUGGCAGUUUGUGUAAAAACGAAAGAGAUUAUGCUAAAACGAGUUCACUUCUGCCGUGAAUAUUGGCAAUAUAUCUCUAUGGAAUUGAUAGCUUUUUGUCAAGUUUUAAAGGAAUCCCGACUCCGGAAGCAGUGUGGCAAAGAUAUCCUUGGCUUCGAUAUAGCCGAAGACCUUCGCCUGAAACCAUUCAGCAGGGAGUUGUUUCCGGGUGAGGCAAGCAUCAAAGUAGUCAACCAGCUUCAAACGGGUCCCAGUAAUAAAUUCCUUGGACCAGGGAGGGUUUGGCUGCCCUUUGACAUGUUGAUGGGAGUUAAAUAUGAACUGCCGCCUUCACUGAAGUUGUACGGUGAACGAAUCAUCGAUAGAAUUGACAAAACAAACAAAAAAAAGUGAUUUAUAUUUUUGUACUUUUGUA